GACAGCCGCGAAGAGCCGGAGCCCCGCGCCCCCCAGCAGCGGCCGGGCCCCGCGGGGCGGCCUGGGGCCAUGUACCAGAGCCUGGCCAUGUCCAACCACGGGCCCCCGCCCGGCGCCUACGAGGCGGGCGGCGCGGGCGCCUUCGUGCACGGCGCGGCCGCCGCAUCCCCGCCCGUGUACGUGCCCACGCCGCGGGUGCCGUCGUCCGUGCUCGGCCUGUCCUACCUGCCGGCCGGCGGCGGCGCGGGCGCGGCGGGUGGCGGCGCAGGGGCAGCCCCGGCGAGCGCGGGGCCCGGGGCGCAGCAGGGCAGCCCGGGCUGGGGCCAGGCGGGCGCCGAAGGCGCGGCCUACACGCCUCCGCCGGUGUCCCCGCGCUUCUCCUUCCCGGCCACGUCGGGCUCGCUGGCCGCGGCCGCGGCGGCCGCUGCGGCCCGGGAGGCGGCGGCCUACGGCGGCGGCGGCGCGGCAGCGGGCGCGGGGCUGGCGGGCCGCGAGCAGUACGGACGCGCGGGCUUCGCAGGGUCCUACUCCGGGCCCUACCCCGCCUACGUGGCCGACGUGGGCGCUUCCUGGGCCGCCGCCGCCGCUGCCUCGGCCGGCCCCUUCGACGGCCCAGUGUUGCACAGCCUGCCCGGCCGCGCCAACCCCGCUGGCCGGCACCCCAACCUAGUAGAUAUGUUCGACGAUUUCUCCGAAGGCAGAGAAUGUGUCAACUGCGGCGCCAUGUCCACCCCGCUGUGGCGGCGGGAUGGAACCGGCCACUACCUGUGCAACGCCUGUGGCCUCUAUCACAAGAUGAACGGGAUCAACCGGCCCCUCAUCAAGCCGCAGCGUCGCCUGUCUGCCUCCCGCCGUGUGGGCCUGUCCUGCGCCAACUGCCAGACAACCACCACUACCCUGUGGCGCCGCAACGCUGAGGGCGAGCCCGUGUGCAAUGCAUGCGGUCUCUACAUGAAGCUCCAUGGCGUGCCCCGGCCUCUUGCCAUGCGGAAGGAGGGGAUCCAGACCAGGAAACGGAAGCCCAAGAACCUCAACAAGUCCAAGACGCCGGCAGGUCCCUCCAGUGCCGAGAGCCUGCCCCCCGCCAGCUCAGCGCCCAGCACUGCCAGCAGCGGGGCGGCCAGUGGCAGUGAGGAGCUGCGCCCCAUCAAGACAGAGCCCGGGCUGGCGGCCCACUAUGGGCCUAGCAGCUCCAUCUCCCAGAGCUUCUCCGUGAGCGCCAUGUCUGCCCACGGACCCCCCCUGCACCCCGCCCUCUCGGCCCUGAAGCUCUCCCCGCAAGGCUACACGUCCUCGGUCAGCCAGUCCCCGCAGGCCGGCUCCAAGCAGGACCCUUGGAACAGCCUGGCCCUGACCGACAGCCACGGGGACAUCAUCACGGCCUAAGGCCCCCUCCUGAUGCCCGCGCCGAGUGGACGGGCCGGGGGUCCGGCCUGCUCCGCCUGCAGCGACUCCACAACUGGGAAGAAACUUGAAGUCACCUGGCGGGGGUGCGGCGCCGGCUCUGAGCACACACCCUCGAGGUGGGGACCAGGAGCCCUUCUAGGGGGCCAGAGACUCCGGCCUGGUUCCCCGCCCGCCCCCCCGCGAGCGUCCUUGAGCCUCUCCGGGUGCACCCAACACUCCCUGCAGACUCGGCACGCCCCGCGGCCGCUGUGGACCUCAUGCAGACACGGGGCACUUGUGUUACUGAAUGCUCCAUGCGACAGGGGGGCCAGGCCGCCUCCCACCCCCGCUUCGCCCCCUCCGUCCUGGGGACAGACUGGGCUCCCCUCUCCGCUGUCCCUGGCUGGUGGCGGCAGUUCUGACCCAGACCAUGCCCCGUGCUCACUCGCACGGCCAGGAGUCCGUGUCAGAAUCAUGCCUCGCUCUGUGUCUGCGGGGACUUCUGAGAUGCACCCCUGGGGGCCCGCCAAGGGCCUUUGUCUGGGAUGGGGGAAGCUGGGGGUGUGUGAUAUGAAUUAAAGCAGGAACCCCCCGACCCCCCCAAACUCAUGGGAAGCAAGAUCAGUGAGAUGCCCAAGAGCCCCCAAGCACUGCGCUGCUGAGGAAUGUUCUGGAAUUGGCCUUCUCCUCCUGCCCCCCCUCCCCCGCCCGGCCAGUGCUGACCGUGGCCUUCCCAUGCCCUCUCCCGCACCCAGCCCCCCUCUCCAUCCUGCCAUAGCAGAAAAUGUCUUUCAGCCGAGAUUCUGUUUUGAUCACCACUGACAUCGUUUUCUCCAUGAAGGCCGCCCUGUGUACCUUCCCUAACCCACAGCCUGCUAACAUUGUCUUAAGGUGAAAUGGUUGUAAAAUCAGUAUUUAACUAAUAAAUU
This is a messenger RNA of Sorex fumeus (smoky shrew), 2315 nucleotides long. RefSeq names its product GATA binding protein 4 (gene GATA4). Gene Ontology annotation, biological process: positive regulation of transcription by RNA polymerase II; negative regulation of transcription by RNA polymerase II; cell fate commitment. The record is from RefSeq and is a predicted model, not a curated record. Gene Ontology annotation, cellular component: nucleus. The transcript is spliced from 7 exons. Lineage: Eukaryota; Metazoa; Chordata; Mammalia; Eulipotyphla; Soricidae. Gene Ontology annotation, molecular function: zinc ion binding; DNA-binding transcription factor activity, RNA polymerase II-specific; RNA polymerase II cis-regulatory region sequence-specific DNA binding. The coding region runs from base 70 to 1386 and encodes 438 amino acids.